AUGGCGGGAAUGGCGGGAAUGGCGCUGCAGAGAGCGCUGGCUACCCUAAUUAGCGAGCCUAAUUAUAGUUGGCACGGCACAAUUAAGCUCCGCACGCGUCAGCCGCAGCCCCAGACUUUGACCCCAGACUCCGCCCCAGACUUUGGCCCCAGACUGGCCGUUUCCUGGAUGAGUCCUCCAUUAUAUCCUCCUUCUCCUUUCGGUCUCUACAUCGCGACUGCUGCCUCUCUCAUCUUCUUCGAUAUCACUCUUGCUUUCCUCAUGAAGAUGCUGGAAACGGAGCGACAGAAGUAUUCCUUUGUUUAUCCUGUACGAAAGCUUGCACCAGGCACUAGACUGGCCAUUGAAAAGCGUAGUGCGAGACGAGGUAUUUGUGGCUUCAGGCACAUCAGAACUCAAUUCAUUCGACUCGGAGAAGACGCCCGCCGGAGAUAUGUUUUGAAUAUGGCGCAGGGCGGAAGCUCUGCAUUCCUGUCGAGUUCAUUUCUGUUGUCAUGGGCUCCAGAGAUCAGCAUGGAAUGAUACAAGCCUGAGAUGAGGCUUUUGGCACGCCUGAUGCAAACAGCGCGUCGAAGUAUUGUCUGUCGAAUUCACUCCUAGUCGUGCCCACCAUCCUCGUGAUGGACGAUGUGAUGUCAGAUUCUACAAGUCCUUUGACCACAUAAUUUGCCUUUGAAUCGAUAACUCUCCCUUUUUUUCAUCACAGUCAUCUGAAUGCACAAACUCCAUGGAAUAAAUAUCGCUAUGUUACAGAAAUUGACUCUGGCGGGGGACCCAUAUAGAUCAGCAGUUGAGAGUAUCAUGAAGGGAGGUUUUAUAAGUCGCUGGAACUUCCGACAUACGACUGGUAGCCGUGUGCACGGCAGAAAACAAAGUUGAUUUUACCCUUG
Suillus plorans is the source of this 890-nucleotide messenger RNA. RefSeq lists its product as uncharacterized. Lineage: Eukaryota; Fungi; Basidiomycota; Agaricomycetes; Boletales; Suillaceae. The record is from RefSeq and is a predicted model, not a curated record. The coding region runs from base 1 to 522 and encodes 173 amino acids. The transcript has 9 exons.